AGCGCCGCGCAGCCCGCUCCCUCACACAAAGCCCAGACGCGGAGAAAAUGGCGGCAGGGGUCGAAGCGGCGGCAGAGGUGGCGGCGACGGAGCCCAAAAUGGAGGAGGAGAGUGGCGCGCCCGGCGUGCCGAGCGGCAACGGGGCUCCGGGCCCGAAGGGUGAAGGAGAACGACCCACUCAGAAUGAAAAGAGAAAGGAGAAAAACAUAAAAAGAGGAGGCAAUCGCUUUGAGCCAUAUGCCAAUCCAACAAAAAGAUACAGAGCCUUCAUCACAAACAUACCUUUUGAUGUGAAAUGGCAGUCACUUAAAGACCUGGUUAAAGAAAAAGUUGGUGAGGUAACAUACGUGGAGCUCUUAAUGGACGCUGAAGGAAAGUCAAGGGGAUGUGCCGUUGUUGAAUUCAAGAUGGAAGAGAGUAUGAAAAAGGCUGCUGAAGUUCUAAACAAGCAUAGUCUGAGUGGAAGACCACUGAAAGUCAAAGAAGAUCCUGAUGGUGAACAUGCCAGGAGAGCAAUGCAAAAGGCUGGAAGACUUGGAAGCACAGUAUUUGUAGCAAAUCUGGAUUAUAAAGUUGGCUGGAAGAAACUGAAGGAAGUUUUUAGUAUGGCUGGUGUGGUGGUCCGAGCAGACAUUCUGGAGGAUAAAGAUGGGAAAAGUCGUGGAAUAGGCACUGUGACUUUUGAACAGUCCAUUGAAGCUGUGCAAGCUAUAUCUAUGUUUAACGGCCAAUUGCUGUUUGAUAGACCAAUGCAUGUCAAAAUGGAUGAGAGGGCCUUACCAAAGGGAGACUUUUUCCCUCCCGAACGUCCACAGCAACUUCCCCAUGGACUUGGUGGUAUUGGCAUGGGGUUAGGACCAGGAGGGCAGCCUAUUGAUGCCAAUCACCUGAACAAAGGCAUUGGAAUGGGAAACAUAGGGCCUGCAGGAAUGGGAAUGGAAGGCAUAGGAUUUGGAAUAAAUAAAAUGGGAGGCAUGGAGGGACCCUUUGGUGGUGGUAUGGAAAACAUGGGGCGAUUUGGAUCUGGGAUGAACAUGGGCCGAAUAAAUGAAAUCCUAAGUAAUGCACUGAAGAGAGGAGAGAUCAUUGCAAAGCAGGGAGGAGGUGGAGGUGGAGGCAGCGUCCCUGGGAUCGAAAGGAUGGGCCCUGGCAUUGACCGCAUUGGGGGUGCUGGCAUGGAGCGCAUGGGCGCAGGCCUGGGCCAUGGCAUGGAUCGAGUGGGCUCCGAGAUCGAGCGCAUGGGCCUGGUCAUGGACCGCAUGGGCUCCGUCGAGCGCAUGGGCUCCGGCAUCGAGCGUAUGGGCCCACUGGGCCUCGACCACAUGGCCUCCAGCAUCGAGCGCAUGGGCCAGACCAUGGAGCGCAUUGGCUCUGGUGUUGAGCGCAUGGGUGCCGGCAUGGGUUUCGGCCUGGAGCGCAUGGCCGCGCCCAUCGACCGUGUGGGCCAAACAAUAGAGCGCAUGGGCUCUGGUGUAGAGCGGAUGGGCCCUGCCAUCGAGCGCAUGGGCCUGAGCAUGGAGCGCAUGGUGCCCGCAGGUAUGGGGGCCGGCCUGGAGCGCAUGGGCCCUGUGAUGGAUCGCAUGGCCACCGGCCUGGAGCGAAUGGGCGCCAACAACCUGGAGCGUAUGGGCCUGGAGCGCAUGGGAGCCAACAGUCUGGAGCGCAUGGGCCUGGAGAGAAUGGGCGCCAACAGCCUGGAGCGCAUGGGCCCAGCCAUGGGUCCAGCCCUGGGCGCUGGCAUUGAGCGCAUGGGCCUGGCCAUGGGUGGUGGCGGUGGUGCCAGCUUCGACCGCGCCAUUGAGAUGGAACGUGGCAACUUUGGAGGAAGCUUCGCAGGUUCCUUUGGUGGAGCUGGAGGCCAUGCUCCUGGGGUGGCCAGAAAGGCCUGCCAGAUAUUUGUGAGAAAUCUCCCAUUUGAUUUUACAUGGAAGAUGCUAAAGGACAAAUUCAACGAAUGUGGCCACGUGCUGUACGCCGACAUCAAGAUGGAGAACGGGAAGUCCAAGGGGUGCGGUGUGGUUAAGUUUGAGUCGCCAGAGGUGGCUGAGAGAGCCUGCCGGAUGAUGAAUGGCAUGAAGCUGAGUGGCCGAGAGAUUGAUGUUCGAAUCGAUAGAAAUGCUUAAGCAGUUGCCUUUUUUAAACAUCAAUACCAGACCUCUGAAUUUGUAUUUUUUCUUGUUAACCAUUUUAAUUUGUUGGCUGGAUGUAUAAAGAUGUUUAAAAAAUUCAGUUGCUUUUUGGGGUAAUUUGAAUUACUUUUUUAAUGACUGGGGUUCCAUUUGACUGUUUGCAUUGAGAUUGCAAUGUGCGCAAUUUUUUUUGUAGUUGUGGCAUCUUGUUGACAUCGAAUAUGACUUUGAUAAUAAAUACCAGUUCCUGAAAGUGG
Messenger RNA from Sciurus carolinensis (gray squirrel), 2386 nucleotides. It is a transcript of the gene Hnrnpm, whose product is annotated as heterogeneous nuclear ribonucleoprotein M. Gene Ontology annotation, molecular function: mRNA binding. Gene Ontology annotation, cellular component: post-mRNA release spliceosomal complex; nucleus; cytoplasm. Gene Ontology annotation, biological process: alternative mRNA splicing, via spliceosome; regulation of mRNA stability involved in response to oxidative stress. NCBI's taxonomy places the organism in Eukaryota, Metazoa, Chordata, Mammalia, Rodentia, Sciuridae. The record is from RefSeq and is a predicted model, not a curated record.